Messenger RNA from Trametes versicolor FP-101664 SS1, 1617 nucleotides. RefSeq names its product AmMst-1. The transcript has 5 exons. NCBI's taxonomy places the organism in Eukaryota, Fungi, Basidiomycota, Agaricomycetes, Polyporales, Polyporaceae. The coding region runs from base 1 to 1617 and encodes 538 amino acids. Gene Ontology annotation, molecular function: carbohydrate:proton symporter activity. Gene Ontology annotation, cellular component: membrane. Gene Ontology annotation, biological process: carbohydrate transport; transmembrane transport. The record is from RefSeq and is a predicted model, not a curated record.
AUGGCGAUCACUACAGCCUCAUCUGGUGGCCUUCUUACAGCGGUUCCAACAAAGGCCGGCAUCUCGGGCAUCGCGAUGACCGCCUUCGCUGCCUUCGGUGGUAUGCUCUUUGGCUACGACACUGGCACCAUUUCUGGCAUUAUCCAGAUGAACAACUGGAUCAUGACAUUCGGGAAGCCCGACAGCAACUCGUCGACGGGCUACUCUGUCUCGACGUCCAGGGAGUCCCUCGUCGUUUCAAUCUUAUCUGCGGGCACGUUCUUCGGCGCCCUUGCAGGAGCUCCCGCCGCCGACAUCUUGGGCCGACGCAUCAGCAUCAUGCUCACCUGCAUCGUCUUUUCCCUCGGGGUGUCCCUCCAGGCGGGAGCGCCCGACUUCGCAACAUUCGUAGUCGGCCGAGUCUUCGCCGGCAUAGGCGUCGGCCUCGUGUCCACCCUCAUCCCGAUGUACCAGUCCGAGUGCUCUCCCAAGUGGAUCCGAGGCGCCCUGGUUUCGUGCUACCAGUGGGCAAUAUCGAUCGGCCUGCUUCUUUCCGCGGUCGUCAACAACGCGACGAAGGAUCGUCCCGAUCACUCCGCGUGGCAGAUCCCGAUUUCUGUACAGCUUGUGUGGGCCUUUGUGCUCUUUGUUGGGAUGAUCUGGCUACCUGAGACACCGCGUUGGCUCGUCAAGCAGGACCGUCGCGAGGAUGCUGCGAAGUCCAUGUCUCGCCUCAGGUCCUUGCCGGUGAACGAUCCAGUCGUUCAAAGCGAACUCGAGGAGAUUGCUGCAGCUUUAGAAGAGGAACGCGAGAUGGAUCAGAGCUCGUACGCCGACUGCUUCCGUUUCACUCGCAACAAGAUCGCUCUGCGAACCCUCACUGGCAUCGCUCUGCAAGCAUGGCAGCAGCUCACUGGAAUCAACUUCAUCUCCUACUACGGGGUAACAUUCUUCACGAGCUCCGGGAUCAAGAACCCCUUCCUCGUCUCCGUCAUUACGAACGUCGUCGGCACCUCCAUGACCGUCUUCGGGAUCUGGGCUGUCGACCGCUUCGGCCGCCGUGCGAUGCUCCUGUGGGGCGCGGCGGUCAUGUGCGUGUGCGAGUUCCUCGUCGCCAUCCUGGGCGUGACGAUCGCGACCUCGAACGUCUCCGGGCAACGCGCCCUCAUCGCGCUCGUCUGCAUCUACGUGGGCACGUUCGCGUCGACCUGGGGCCCGGUCGCAUGGGUCGUCACCGGCGAGAUAUUCCCGCUCAACGUCCGCGCGAAGGGAAUUUCUCUGUCUGCUGCGUCGAACUGGUUAUGGAACUGGGCGCUGGCCUUCGCGACGCCGUACCUCGUCAACUCGGGCGCAGGUAACGCCGGUCUCGGCGUCAAGGUGUUCUUCAUCUGGGGCUCAACGUGUGCGGGUUGUAUCGUGUUCACGUACUUCUGCAUCCCGGAGACGAAGGGCCUCUCGCUCGAGCAGAUCGAUUUCCUAUACCAAAACUCGACACCGGUGACGAGUCCGCGAUACCGCAGGCAGCUCAUCGCUGAAUCUGACGCAGCGGACGAUGUGCGGGGCGAUAUGAGGGUGGCUGAGGAUGAGAAGGGCGAUGCGUCCUGGCAGAUGCGGGAGGUGACAGGCAACGGAGUGUAG